CAUUUGGUGCGCCAUUUCUGAUACAGCCAGCAACCGGCGAAUUCACCUCAUCAGCAAGAUGGCGAACGCAAUGCAACAGAAUGUUCAAACAUGGAAAGAAAAGCUUGACAAAGCCUUGCACGAGAAGAACUUUUUUACCGACCUAUUAGAAAAAGUAGAAGCCAAAACUGGAGUUCGUCGACUCUAUUUAGCUUUAGGUCUCGUUGCAAUAAUUGCCUUGUACUUGAUGAUCGGCUAUGGAGCCCAAUUCCUGUGCAAUUUCAUUGGUUUCCUGUACCCAGCAUAUGCAUCGGUGAAGGCCAUAGAGAGCACCAGCAAGGAGGAUGAUACCCAGUGGCUCAUGUACUGGGCUGUCUACAGCUUCUUCUCACUGCUCGAGUUCUUCACUGACAUCUUCCUCUUCUGGAUCCCCUUCUAUUGGCUCCUCAAGUGUAUCUUUCUGAUGUGGUGCAUGUGCUCGGCCACAUGGAACGGCUCUGACAUGAUCUACAAAAGACUCAUUCGUCCCUUCGUGCUGCGACACCAGAAGAAGAUUGACGAGGCUUUAGAUCAGGCGGCUGAUAAGCUGAAAGAUGUCUUUGGGUUUGCAAAACGAACAGUGCAAGACAUAGUGUCCAAUGAGGCCUCUGAAGUGGCAGCAGACGUGGCACGUCGACGACUUAAUGAUGCAACAAAGUCCAAGUAAACGCCCUCAGCUUCAGCAUAGAGAUUGUUUUCACCAACAGUAGUUAUUCCUGGAAUUCGUACCUUCCCUUUAUUUAUACCGUUUAUUCUUACGCAACCUGUUAAAUUUUUUACAAGACAUGAAGUGUGUGUAAGUUUGCUAAAAUGAAUAACAUUUUCCCUUUCUUGUUAGACAUGACAUAAAAACGAUUUGUUAAAAAUACAAACCAAAAAAUACCUUUAUUUUAUUCUGUUCAGUUAAUUAUUUGGACUGUAUUUCAUUGUUGAUGAUUGCUCAAAUAUUCUCUUAUUGUUGAUCAAUUAUUGUCUUUGAAUUUUGUGUUCAUUUCAAUUAGUCAAAUUUAGCAUUCAAGUAAGUGCUUGUAUUUCUGUUGUUUGCUGCUUACAUUGGUUUACACAUGCACUGGUUUUUUGUUUGCAAUGGAAACAAAUCUGUGUCUUGCUUUUCUGACAAGUGUUUUUUUAGGUGAAGCUGUCAAUAUAUCUUGUUCUGUAUAAGUAUGAAGUUGCUGUUGUGUGUAUUUAUAUAAAACAAAUAGAAUUUAAAAAGUUAUUUAUUCAAAAUUUGUUAUGACCAAGUUUGUUAUUUUCCACUAGUUUUAUGGCAGAAAAAUGAAUUAAACAUUAUGUAUGUGAAUGAUGAAUUAAAUAAACGCACACGUGCAUUGAAGAUAAUUACUGUAAGAACACGUGAUUUACUUCUUUGUUACGUCUUUACAAAGUAUUAUUGGUUAAAUGGGAAAGUUGUAAUAUUAGAAAUAUUGUAGACUUCAAUUGCAUAAUAACAAAGUGUUUUUUUUUAAAGAACCUGUGUGUUGUCUCCUUCAAUUAUUAUCGGUGUUGUGUAGAACUUGCAAGUCCUUCAUAUUUAUACAAUUAUAAUAGGCAUGUUUAUUGAUACAUUUAUGUAUAUACUUGCAUAUACAGUGUGCAUAUCUUGAGUUUUUGUUGUGCUAUAAGUGGAUCUGAUCUAUUUAUGUGAAUUUAAGUUAAUGUAAGUUAUGGAGAAUACUUUGAAAACACGAUUUACAUGCAUCAGAUUGUGCAUCAAUGUGCUAAAAAUGUGCAAUUUAACUCUUUAAGUGCUGGAACCGAAUUUUGAAGACCUUUGCAAACAGUUUGGAUCCAGAUGAGACGCCACAGAACGUGGUGCCUCAUCAGCAUCCAAACUGUUUGCUAUUCUGAUAGUAUUCUUUGAAAAAAAUCGAAGAAAAUGUUAAUUUAAGAAAUUCAGCAGACGACAUUUUAGCAGACGACAAAUUUCCCAGCAUGCAAAGGGUUAAGAUGUUUACCGGAGCAACAGUACCAAUGUUUCAAUAUAAAAUGUAGCAGACCAGAAUAACUUUACAUAGAAAAGGUUCUGUAUGUUAAUACAUACAGCAACUGUUAAAAAUAUCUAAACAACACAGCUUAGGGAUUUUUUUUAUACAAAAAUUGUUGUCAGAGCACUGCAAUAAAUAAAAGUUUGUACUGUUUAGAAAAAUAGGCAUGUCAUUUAAGCAACUUCAUCUAAUCUUGUGGAACUUGGUGUUAAAAUAUUUACAGUUGGAGAUUAAUAGCAAAUUUUACAGGGUUUACACAUAUUUCUCAAUACAUUCAUUCUAAUGUCUUUUGUAUCUACAUACUGUUUACAUUUUUUUUCUAUUUUGGUCGAUAUAAAAUAUUUGUUUCUAAACAAUGUCUUCAUAUAAAUAUAUUUUUAAGCUUAUAGUUAAGAAAGUCAUGGCAUCAUUUUGGUAAAUGGGUAUUUCUUAUAUUGAUGUGUAGUUUAGAAUAUAAAAUGUAUAGUGUUAUAAUAAUAAUUUAUUAAUAUAAAUGUGACUGGGUUUGGGAUUCUUUGCAUUUGUGGCUGAAAAUACAACACAGAAAUUCUUUUCUAGAAAGGGACAAUUAUCAGCUUAAUAUAUAGCAAAGUCAUAGUUUUAUUGUUACCAUGAUUAUUUUAAUACAAAGCUUUUUGAUACAGAAAGAAAAUUAUAUUUGGGAGUUUUAAAUAUGUAAUUUUGUAAACAUUCUGCCCUGACUGAAUAUUGUUAUUCUGAUGCAUGAUUUGGAUGUAAUACAUUUUUACAUAGCAUAUUUCUAUUAGGUAAACAUAUGAGAUUGUCUUUGAAUAAAUUUAUUCCCUGAAAA
Dreissena polymorpha is the source of this 2817-nucleotide messenger RNA. Its product is annotated as receptor expression-enhancing protein 5-like. The record is from RefSeq and is a predicted model, not a curated record. The transcript is spliced from 6 exons. The coding region runs from base 59 to 685 and encodes 208 amino acids. Lineage: Eukaryota; Metazoa; Mollusca; Bivalvia; Myida; Dreissenidae.